Messenger RNA from Poecile atricapillus (Black-capped chickadee), 1371 nucleotides. It is a transcript of the gene CHMP2A, whose product is annotated as charged multivesicular body protein 2A. Gene Ontology annotation, biological process: protein transport; endosome transport via multivesicular body sorting pathway; late endosome to vacuole transport. The coding region runs from base 362 to 1081 and encodes 239 amino acids. Lineage: Eukaryota; Metazoa; Chordata; Aves; Passeriformes; Paridae. Gene Ontology annotation, cellular component: ESCRT III complex; multivesicular body. The transcript has 6 exons. The record is from RefSeq and is a predicted model, not a curated record.
UGUCGCCCUCCUCGUGCGGAGCCGCUCCGGCCGCUGCUCUCGCUGCUCCGCCCCGGAAGUGGCGUCACUCUCGAUGCCCAGCCCCGGAAGUUCCCCUGCUCUCGCUGCCCCGCCCCGGAAGUGGCCGCUCCGGCCGCUCCUCUGUUGUUUGUUCCUCCCCGCCGUCACGUGACCGAAACCCGCCCGGCUCACGUGAUCGGAACCGCGCGUGACGUCACUGUUUGCGGAAGUGCCCGGGCGGAGCCGGGUGUCCCUGUCCCCAUGGAGCUGCUGUUUGGGCGCAGGAGGACGCCGGAGGAGCUGCUGAGGCAGAACCAGCGCGCUCUGGCCCUGGCCUCUCACUGUCCCCUCACUGUCCCCAAUGUCCUCAAUGUCCCCAAUGUCCCCAAUGUCCCCAGGUGUCCCUGUCCCCAUGGAGCUGCUGUUUGGGCGCAGGAGGACGCCGGAGGAGCUGCUGAGGCAGAACCAGCGCGCUCUGGCCCGCGCCGUGCGGGAGCUGGACCGAGAGCGGCAGAAGCUGGAGGCGCAGGAGAAGAAAAUCAUCGUGGACAUCAAGAAGAUGGCCAAGCAGGGCCAGAUGGACGCAGUGCGGGUGAUGGCCAAGGACCUGGUGCGGACGCGGCGCUACGUGCGCAAGUUCAUCGCCAUGCGAGCCAACGUGCAGGGGGUGGCGCUGCGGGUGCAGACCCUGAAAUCCAACAGCGCCAUGGCCAGCGCCAUGCGCGGGGUGACACGGGCCAUGGCCACCAUGAACCGGCAGCUGAAGCUGCCCCAGAUCCAGCGGAUCCUGCUGGAGUUCCAGAAGCAAUCCGAGCUCAUGGACAUGAAGGAGGAGCUGAUGAACGACGCCAUCGACGACGCCCUCGGGGACGAGGAUGACGAGGAUGAGAGUGACGCCGUGGUGUCGCAGGUCCUGGACGAGCUGGGGCUGAACCUGACGGACGAACUGGCCACGCUGCCCCCCCCGGGGGGGUCCCUGGCGGCGGGGGAGGGGCGCGGGGGGGCCGAGGCCGCCUCGGCCGCUUUGGCCGACGCCGACGCCGACCUGGAGGAGCGGCUCAAGAACCUGCGCCGGGACUGAGAGCACCCCUUGUUCGGGAUUUCACCCCUUCCUUUGGGAUUUCACCCCUUUUUUGGGAUUUCCCCCUUUUUUUGGGAUUACCCCCUUUUUUUUGGGAAUUUUCCCCCUUUUUUUGGGAUUUUUCCCCCUUUUUUUUGGGAUUUUUCUGCUUUUUUUGGGGAUUUUUUUCUCAUUUUUUGGGGGGAUUUUCACCUUUUAUUUAGGAUUUUUCCAUCCUUGUUUUGGGAUUUUUCCCCUUUUUUGGCAGAUUUCCCCCUUUUUUGGGAUUUUCCCCCCUUUUCUGGGAUUUC